This is a messenger RNA of Exophiala bonariae, 1398 nucleotides long. RefSeq lists its product as uncharacterized. The transcript has a single exon. Lineage: Eukaryota; Fungi; Ascomycota; Eurotiomycetes; Chaetothyriales; Herpotrichiellaceae. The record is from RefSeq and is a predicted model, not a curated record. Bases 1 to 1398 code for a protein of 465 amino acids.
AUGGCAGUCACGACAACUACACCCACUCCUUCUGUUCUACUACUGAGGUCUUGUUCUUUGGUUAUGCAGCUGGGCGUAACGGGGUCACCAGGUCUGGGCUCCCGUGCAGACAAAUAUUUGGGCUGUCUCACGGACUUAUGGCAGGCUGCGGAGACAGGGAAGUGUGCGAACUUGGUCCCUCGGAGCUCAACGGUCAAUGUCCAGCAGCUUGCUAUCGACCUCCAGCAGUUGGUUCACGAAAUCUUGAAAGAAUGGAAUGGAACCAGUAGCGGUGACAAUUGGCAAGAGCCGAAUGAUGACGACCAGGAAGAGCCUAAAAAGAAACGACCAAAAUCCAAAGGUGCAGACCAAAAAAAGGAAAAGAGAACCACUCAAACCCAAAAGCCCCAAACCAUAGACAAAAAGUCCCUCAAGCUCGAAGGGAAAGCUUGUGAAGGGGAGUGCACCCAUGGCGCACAAGACAUUCUAAAAGCUCUUAAGAAAAGUGCAAAGGAAAUAGGAGAGAUAUAUCGGGAUGUUUCCUUCGAGGACGAAGUAAAGAAGGCCAUCAAUGUCGACACAGAUGCUCUGAUGGCAAUGAUCCAACCCCCGAAAAUGCAGCCGCCGAAAAUUGCAUACAGCCUGGCUUCCCUCUACUUAUACUACGACUGUCAACAAUGGUUAGCUGAAAUGGAAGGCCGUUCUGAGCGGGCGUACGCGAGAAAAUGGGGUCUAAACCAUGAAGGCAAUGUGCGGACGAGUCUCACAAUAGGCUAUAAGAUGGCGGUUUUGGAGAACGCUGCUCCAGGUACCGGAAUAUUACCAGUCCACGCAAAGUCCAAAUUUCGAGGUCUCCAUCAGGGCGGCUUGCCUUGUCUACUGGCUGGCAUGUUGACCGAUGCCGCUUUCUCAUCACUGGUCCAACUGUAUUCAAAUGAAAAAGCGAAGGAAACUUUUUGGGGCUGGGCAAUACGACGGAAUACGGCGAAAUCAGAACUGUUCAAAGAGAAAUCGAAACAACUACUGGAACGCUCAAUCAGCCUUGAAUUCCAGAUGAUUGGACACCUUCUCGAACGAAGGCACCAGUCGACUGGCCAGUUGACCUCACGAUCAUCAGGAAGAAACAGCCAGGAUAUUGCGCCUCGCAAUGCUCAAAGAGUAGAUGAAGCAACCGCUGAAGUUCACAAUCUUCCGACGAUUGAAGCGGUCACGGAUCUCAACGACAUGGAACCCCAGCCGUCCAAGCGUCCUCGUUUGGAAGCGGCCGAAGAAAUUACAACAGCAACUCCGGCAACGCAAACGAAUGACCAAAUUGGCGGACAUACGCCUGAGUGUAACUCGGAAAGUCCUCUUGACCUUGUGGGCCUCAGUGGCGACACGCGAAUCUCAGUAACAAAUGGUCCGGAUGGACCUAUCUAA